AUGGACAACAAGCUCAUUCACUACCUCCAGAACAAGAACUUCCGCAAGAAGAAGGAAAAGUCGCUUCCACCACAACCAAAGAGACAAACAACACGCUGGUCACAAAAGGAGACACAACUGUUCUACAAGGCAUUAGAACUCUGUGGCCUUGAUUUCACUUUGAUCAGCAAGCUCUUUGUGAAAAAGAGUAGGAAGCAGGUAAAGAAAAAGUACAUGAAGGAGGAAGGCUUAAACAGAAAAAAAAUUGAGGAGAUAGUCAAAAAUGCAAAUUUUGAUGAGGAGAGGUAUAAUGCCCUGAAGGAUGUGUGA
Molecule: messenger RNA, 309 nt
Organism: Vavraia culicis subsp. floridensis
Lineage: Eukaryota; Fungi; Microsporidia; Pleistophoridae
Exons: 1
Coding region: 1-309 (102 amino acids)
Biological process (GO): RNA polymerase III preinitiation complex assembly
Cellular component (GO): transcription factor TFIIIB complex
Molecular function (GO): TFIIIC-class transcription factor complex binding
Source: RefSeq, a predicted model, not a curated record